UCAAUCAGUUUAAAUUAUUGUCAAAAUAAACGUUUAUUUAAAUUGUGUUGUCAUGAAUAACGCAGGUAUUAAUGAGCGCACUAAUGUAUCUGAUCUAAUAACGAAGCUGUGUAAACACUUAGCACAGAACGAUGAAGUUUUAGCUGCAAAAUUGAAUGACAAAGCCAUCCGGUUGCUUAACGAAUCGAGCAGCAUAACUUCGCAUACGCCUAGCGACGAACCUUACUACAUCGAUCAAAUUAGAAGAUUGUUGGGCUCCCAAUCAAAAGAUAAGGUGGAAAAAUUCGAAUUGAUAUAUGCAACCAUUUCCAAAUCUAACGUAAUAAAACAGAGAACAUCCAUUUUAAGCUUUAUUUUUAAAAUUUCUGCUCAAAACGAUGGGUCGUUAUUUUCCUUGGGUAACAAAUUGGAACAAUUCAGCUCACAAAAUUUGCCUACUAGUAGAACUUCGUCAAAAAUUUGUGUCAAUAAGCCAAUAUUUCAUGAGGGUAAUAAUGUCCGGCAUAUUUUUGAUGGAAAAAAGUUUAACAGUUCUGUGUCUACAUUAAUAAGACCAAAUUCUCAGUCGACGGCAAUAUCUUCGGUGGCUGCUUGGUCAAGGAACGAUGUAGGCUCAUCAUCGAAAGGUUCAUUAUAUAAUGCCGUGUCUGAACAAGAUUUGUUACAAGACGCCAUCUACAGCCUGCAAGGCAUCGAUGGUAUGUACAUUAGAAAAGAACCAGGAGGAUGUGGCUUUACCCUAGAUCCGAAAGCGACGAAAAUUCUGUCGCCUAUCCAGAGGAGUCUCUUAGAUAGAUUGGUAGGGAUGAGCUUCUUACACAUGCAGUUGAAACAGUAUUGCGAAGAUAUUGAGAAGCAGAGCGGUACUAUAUUUCAAGCUCUGAAUGCCACCCUUAGACACGAGUUGUCAGAUUAUUACAAAAUGGUUGCCCUACUCCAAGCAAAUAUGAACGGCUGCUUGGAACAUGAAUUGACACUUCGGAGAGCUUUGUUUGUCGUGCAAGAUCAUCGGAUCAGAUUUGAAUGGCUGGCGUACAUCGCGGAGCAGUGCCGGGACAAAAAGGGGGGCGAACUCAUAACAGCCAUCCAUGGAUUUUUGCAACACGGCUCGAAGUGCGCCCAAGAGGUAUCGGAACGAGUGUUGAAAGCGGUCUGCAAGCCCCUAUAUAUAAUGUUGUCGCGUUGGCUAUUGGACGGCGAGAUUAAUGAUCCGUGCAAUGAAUUCUUCAUUGAAGCAAAGCACGCAAUUUCUGCGGAAAGGCUAUGGCACGAGAAGUACAACGUGCGCAAGGCCAUGGUACCGUCGUUUAUCAACAUGGAACAGGCCCUACGAAUAUUGGCUACCGGGAAGAGUAUUAAUUUUCUCAGACAAAUUUGCAAAGACGGUGGUCAGCUACCGGGCAGCGAAGCCCUCCAAAAGCUAUUUAAAACUACUUCCGCUGAAGCUCUAUUUAAGCCAGAAGAGAGUAUAGAGUUCCACUCGACCUUGGAAAGCGUAUAUAAAGAGACCUCUCUUCGAGUGUUGGAUCUGUUGAAAAAUAAAUUCAACCUAUAUGAUCAUCUUCAAUCAUUAAGAAGGUAUUUGCUUCUGGGGCAAGGCGAUUUCAUCCGAUAUCUUUUGGAAUUGCUUGCUCCAGAACUGAACAAACCGGCCGGUGAAAUCUACGGACAUACGCUUUCGACCAUAUUAGAAACCGCCAUUCGGGUGACCAACGCCCAAUAUGAACACGAAGACACGUUGCAACGGUUGAACGUUAGCUUUAUGAGCCACUCAAUCGGAGACACUGGCUGGGACGUGUUCAGCUUGAUCUACAUCGUCGACGGCCCGAUCGGGACGAUAUUUCAACCUACGAUGCCAACAUACCAGUGCCUUUUCGGCGCCCUGUGGAAAGCUAAACGGACCGAAUAUAUUUUGGCGAAUAUGCGCAGGCAGCAGCUCUCGAUGGCGAAACUGUUCAGGAGAAUUAAAGAGCUGGCACCGGUUAUGCACAUAAUCCACAUAUUGACGUGCAAGAUGAUCCACUUCAUUCACCAAACCCAGUACUAUUUCCUAUUCGAGGUACUCGAAUGCGCGUGGACGGAAAUGCAAAAUCGAGUGAACAGGGCCGAAUGCCUGGACGACAUCAUCCUCGGCCACACCAAUUUUCUGAAUUUUGUCCAACGAGGUGUAUUGCUGGAUGAACGUUCCAGGCCAUUGUUCUCACAUCUGAUUUCCAUAUACAACUUCGUCGUUAACUUGGAAGCACACCAGGACUCACUGUAUUCGGCAGCCGCCCGUGAAUACGAAGCUUAUAUCGAAUAUCGUCAAUUGGCUGAAAGCGUGGAUCAGUUCCAGGUGACGGCGGACGUUGAGAAAGCCGCCAAGGUCCGCCGCGCCACUUUCCAUCAAUUCCUCAACUCGACAAGACUCAAAGUGAAGAGCACGGCGCAGACCUACGACGUAAUCGUUACAAAGUUCCUCGAAUUGUUGACGUCAAGCACCGACCUGAAACUUCAGUUGCUGAGCGUGCGCCUAAGUUUCAACGACUUUUACAAGGUUGCCUGA
Molecule: messenger RNA, 2545 nt
Organism: Cylas formicarius (sweet potato weevil)
Lineage: Eukaryota; Metazoa; Arthropoda; Insecta; Coleoptera; Brentidae
Gene: Grip91
Product: gamma-tubulin complex component 3
Exons: 9
Coding region: 53-2545 (830 amino acids)
Biological process (GO): cytoplasmic microtubule organization; meiotic cell cycle; spindle assembly
Cellular component (GO): equatorial microtubule organizing center; gamma-tubulin small complex; spindle pole
Molecular function (GO): microtubule minus-end binding; gamma-tubulin binding
Source: RefSeq, a predicted model, not a curated record